AUGUUAGACACUUUCGUUGUGCCUGCCGCAGCCCCACUUGAGGGCCCAGCAGUACCCACACCCGAAAUUUCGGUACAGGUCUCCGAGGACACCUACGGCAGAGUCGCCGUGGGACCGCUGGAACGCGGGUUUGCACAGACAAUCGGCAAUCCGCUGCGGCGUAUUCUGCUCAGCUCCACCCCGGGUACCGCCGUGACUUGGGUGAAGAUCGGGGACGUGGUCCAUGAAUACAUGGCCAUUCCAGGCGUUAAAGAGGAGGUGAUGGAGAUCCUCCUCAACAUCAAGGGCAUACGCAUCCGGUCGGCAACUGGACGCGACGGGAAAAUGCGACUUGAGGUUAGGGGCGGCGGUCCUAUUUGUGCGGGGGACAUUAUGACGUCCUCCGACUUUGAAAUCGUCAAUCCUGAACAGCAUCUUGCCACCCUCGAUGACGAGGAAGUUGAGCUGGCAAUUGAGUUUAACGUCCGGCAGGGCACCGGUUAUCAAACCGCGCAGCCCGGCGAGGACGGUCUAAACCUCCCAGCGGGCGCGCUGCCGGUUGACGCGAUAUUCAGCCCCGUAAGGAAGGUGAACUUCAAGGUCGAACGUACCCGCGUCGGGCAAAUUACCGACUUUGAACGUUUGCUCCUGGAAGUGUGGACCGACGGGGCCAUUCGACCCAUUGAGGCCGUUCAGCAGGCCGCCGAAAAGUUGGUGCAGAAUUUCCUUCUGUUCAGCAAGCUCAAUAGGGCUGCAGAACACGGAAUAGACCGUGCCCCGCUGGUCGUUUCUCCCGAAAUCUACCAGACUCCCAUCGAGAAGCUGGAACUUUCGCCUCGGACUUUAAACUGCCUGAAGCGGGCGCAGAUCAACCGGGUGGGCGAAGUUCUUGAAAUGAGUGAAGAUGACCUGCUGAGGAUUCGCAAUUUUGGCGAAAAAUCAUUGGUCGAGUUGCAGGAAAAGCUGGCGGAGCACGGGAUUACCAGUACCAAACAGGAGUCAGAUUCUGAGUCGGCUUCCGUUGGACUUAUAACCGCGGAUGAUCUUACCGAGUUGAUGGGCGGCGGAGACGAGGAUGAUUCCGCUGCUCUUCCAGUAGGCAUGACUUUCGAAGACGACAGCCCGAUCGAUUCCGAUGAUGAACCGGAAGGAGAUGGGCUGGACGACGAGGAGUUGGACUAG
Messenger RNA from Geodia barretti, 1161 nucleotides. Lineage: Eukaryota; Metazoa; Porifera; Demospongiae; Tetractinellida; Geodiidae. The record is from the annotation of a GenBank genome assembly.